Mytilinidion resinicola is the source of this 2520-nucleotide messenger RNA. Its product is annotated as HET-domain-containing protein. The record is from RefSeq and is a predicted model, not a curated record. NCBI's taxonomy places the organism in Eukaryota, Fungi, Ascomycota, Dothideomycetes, Mytilinidiales, Mytilinidiaceae. The transcript has 3 exons. The coding region runs from base 1 to 2520 and encodes 839 amino acids.
AUGGCUCUCAUACGCCUUUUGCAGCGCAAGCCGGACGGCGAGAUCGUCUUUCGCGAACCUACCAGCGGCGAUGUCCCUGCCUACGCAAUACUCACUCAUACAUGGGGAAAAGAGGAGGUCAAUUUUGAGGACAUGGAAGCCAACGCGGACAUGAGCAAGACUGUGAGCAAGGCUGGGUGGAGGAAGAUACAGUUCUGCGCGAAUCAGGCAGCAGCUGAUGGACUACGAUACUUCUGGAUAGACACCUGCUGCAUUGAUAAGAAGAAUGCGGUCGAGCUCGGCGCAGCGAUCAACUCUAUGUUUCGGUGGUAUCAGAACGCUGCGCGCUGCUACGCCUACCUUUCGGAUGGCGAAAGGACAUUGGAACAGGCAUUUAGGACGAGUCCAUGGUUUACCCGAGGCUGGACGCUUCAAGAGCUUAUUGCACCAAGGCUGGUUGACUGCUUUAGCUCGGAGGGUGAGCGACUUGGGAGCAGAUUGUUGCUUAAGCCUGAGAUACACAAGAUUACCGGCAUUGCAAAGAAUGCUCUCCGAGCCGCCUCGAAGCACGAUAAAGACCCGCGACUCGCCGUCGAUGAUGACGAGGAGCAAAUAGAAGAUGACUUCGGAUCGAUCCUUUCGAAUACAGCUGACAUACAAUCGAAUGUCUCCGUCGACACAAGUUUACCUACCCGAGAGGGGAAAUUGCAUCUAGCUCAGAUGCUGGCCACUCACCCUGAUCUUGCCCCCUUGUGCAGAAAGGCUCUGGCUAGGAUGGACAGAGAUAGAUUCAUAAACACUGCUCGUAAGCUACUCAAGCCGUAUUAUCGAAAUCUGCUCGAAGAAGUCAGCACCGAGCGGCAGCGGGCAAGCGUACAAUUGCUUAAGAGCCGACGUGGGAGGCACCAGAUAGCCGCAGGAAUGGCGAAGCUUCUCGAUGUCGACGUAGACAACGAAAACUCGGAAAAGCGCGACGAAGUCUUGGAGCAGGUGCAGAGACGAGCCGAGUAUCUCAACACACGGAUAUCGCAAGUUCCGCAUGUUGUACCUAACGAACCUUUUUCCGGCACGGGACGGCUGUCUGAUGUCGUAAGCCAUGGCCUAGAGGACGAAGUCAACUUCGACGACGGCCUUCUAGACGAAGACCAGUACUGCCCGUCAACGGGAUCCGACGUCCCAGACUUUUCGAACCUUGCCGAGAUGGAGGGAUUCUUUCGGGAGUCAAAGCCAUUCGGCUUGCUGCUCAGUGAAUUCAGAAAGUUAUUGCUUCCGCAGCAGCUGCGCCAUGUUAUCAACACUAUCCCGCGAACCCAGAUCUGGCUCUCUCCGCAACAGGAUCGCACCCUUCUCAAUCGAGCAAAGGCUCAUAUUGAAGACUAUACUCAAUUAGAAUGGGAUUGGUGGCCGCUUAAGCCUCGAAUGAGAGAUUUGAGUAGUGAUGAAACAAGGGUUAUUUGGAAAUGUGUUUGUGGGCAACAUCUCUGGCUGGAGAUAUCAAAUGAAGAUGCCGAACUCAUUCGGGAUAUUUUGCCUAUCAUGGACAACAAUCCGCCCUGGUCGCAUCGCUGCAGGCCUAAAGUAGAUCGACCAACAUGGGGUUCACGUGUCCCAGGAUUUAUAUACACGGCUGCUCCUACAUCAAGUGCGAGUCAGCGAUAUACGCCUUCAAGCAAUGCUGGCUUGUCAUCCUCCUCGACACCCGCAACUGGGGCUAUUUCCUCUACCAGUAAUGCGGGGCGGUCAAGUACGUCCAGCCCAAACAUGUCUCAGCAGCUAGGAGGGACGACCUCAAGCCAGCAACCUAUUGCUACCUCGAUAACUUCGAACGCCACGAAUCAACUCUGGGUCCUCUUUGGCGUACAAGGUCCACGCCGGCCUCUGGAGAUGGACCACAUCCUCGUCGAUGGUGCGACCAAUGACGAUACCUUUUAUCGCUCUCUACGGAAAACAUAUCAAUUUCAUCGAGGAAAGCUAAGAUUGUGGUUUUCGUUCUGGAGGUUCCGGUAUUGUGAGGUCGUUAAGUUUAAACGUCUGGCACCACGAUGGGUCAUACGUGACCGCAAAGAUCUUCCAAGUGGCGUAGAUUACGAAUAUGAUCCCCGACCACCCAGAGCAACAAACCCUCCAAUAUCCAGGCACGAGUUUGCGAUGCACCUCAACGCGUGCGACCAACCCUGUCCCUGGUCUUGGUCCUACUUCCACGAAUGCAUGCCGCAGCUUAACACAUUGACUUCGAUCACGUCCAUCCCAAAGAAACGCAAGCAGUUCAACACCACAACCACAUCUAGUACCUUCACACCACCCGCCGAUGCUUUUGCCUGGGGUCUAGAAGCGCGGCAUUCUAUUUCAGCACUCUACGUGGUGAUAUAUCACGUACUGAUCGUUGCGGGCCCUUUCGCAUUUUGGGCAUGGUGGAUGACGAGACAUCCGGGAGAUAUGCAAAAUGCGAGUAUACCGACGACCAUUGUGCUGGGGUUGUUGUCCUUGUUUUGGUGUACAAAUGGGAUCUUAACACAGGGAAGAGAGACGAAAGAACUCUAG